Messenger RNA from Sipha flava (yellow sugarcane aphid), 690 nucleotides. RefSeq names its product zinc finger BED domain-containing protein 1-like. The record is from RefSeq and is a predicted model, not a curated record. The coding region runs from base 1 to 690 and encodes 229 amino acids. Gene Ontology annotation, molecular function: protein dimerization activity. The transcript is spliced from 2 exons. NCBI's taxonomy places the organism in Eukaryota, Metazoa, Arthropoda, Insecta, Hemiptera, Aphididae.
AUGUUGACAGUUGAUGAAAUUGAUAUAGCGAAGGAGAUGUUGUUAGUGUUAAAGCCAAUGGAGGGUAUUGAUUUAACCCAUCCAAUAGCUUUAACCUUAAGGAGAGCUAUUUUAGACAAUUUGAAUAAAAGAUUCGGUAGGAUGGAGGAGAGAAGUCUUCUAAACAUUUCAACCAUAUUAGAUCCUAGAUUUAAAACUAUUCAUUUGAAUAACGCAUUAGCCUGUUCAAGACCUAUUAAAUGUAUUAAAAAUCAAAUUAUUGAAAUCAAAAGUAAUUGUGAUGAACCUAGCUCCUCAAACCAAGGAUCUAGUGAUGAUGAUGUUGAAAAUAGUGAUAGUUUGUGGUCAGUUCACAAUGAGUUGGUUACAAAAAAAAAAGCUGCAUCACAAAGUUUAGAACAGUCUGAAGAGCGAAUUCCUACCGAACUUAAUCAUUAUUUAAACCAGCCCACAAUACCGUUAGGUGAUGACAUUCUAAAAUAUUGGGAUAUAAAUGGUAAUAUGUUCCCUCUUUUAAAAAAAAUUGUACAGCCAUAUUUGUCCGUAGUAGCAACUUCCGUCCCUUCGGAAAGAUUAUUUUCUAAAGCGGAAAAUAUAAUGACUGAAAAAAGAAACCGAUUAAAGGGGGAGAAGUUGCAACAGCUUUUAUUUCUGAGUUCCCAAAAUUUUGAAGACUGGCACAUAGAAUAA